UCAACAACUCUCCAAAUCCAAACCCAUUACUCUUAAUCAUUUCCCUUGCCUUCUCUUCUUCUUUUAGUAUUCAAGAACACAAUAUUAUUGUGUAUUAAGGAUGGGAGUCGGUUCAUCACCCUGCGCCUCUUGUAAAUUGCUACGACGACGGUGUGCAAAAGACUGCAUUUUUGCUCCUUAUUUCCCUCCUCAUGACCCUCUCAAGUUCGCCAUUGUUCAUAAGAUCUUUGGUGCCAGCAAUGUUAGCAAAAUGUUGCAGGAGGUUCCAGUAGAUCAAAGAGCAGAUGCAGUGAGUAGUAUGGUAUAUGAAGCGAGUGCGAGAAUGCAAGAUCCAGUGUAUGGUUGUGUAGGAAAAAUCUUGUUUUUGCAAAACGAAGUGUCUCAAUUAGAAAUUCAACUAGGGGCAGCUCGAGCGGAGAUUUUGAUGUUACAAAUGCGACAACAACAAGAAGCCUCGAUAACAUUUCCGAUGACGACAACCCAAAUGGAUCAAGAUGAACAAAAUCUUAUGAUUCUCUCAAAUGCCGAUUCUUCUAAUUCCUUCCAUGUUUUUCAAGCAGCAGAUGAUCAUUACCCUUUAUGGACUUGAAUAACUUUCAUCACUAUUAUUAAUUAUUAUUAUCAAAAAGUAACAAAAAGUAUAUAUAACAUAUCGAUAUAAACAUCAAUACAAAUGCUUA
Messenger RNA from Cucumis sativus (cucumber), 680 nucleotides. Its product is annotated as LOB domain-containing protein 12. The record is from RefSeq and is a predicted model, not a curated record. The transcript is spliced from 2 exons. The coding region runs from base 101 to 589 and encodes 162 amino acids. NCBI's taxonomy places the organism in Eukaryota, Viridiplantae, Streptophyta, Magnoliopsida, Cucurbitales, Cucurbitaceae.